AUGAAAUUAAUAGUAGUCAGUCUGUUGUUGGUGAUUUCCCUGCUGGGUCAAACCAGUGCCAAAAGUGUGAUUAACAGCCUUGCCAACGAAAUUGGUCAGGAUGCCUCUGAGUUUGGACAUGAACUAGGGGACGAGGGCACUCAGUUUGGACACGAGGCCUCCAAUAGCGCCAUUAAUUUUGGCCAUGAACUUUCACAGGAAGCGGAAGAGGCAGCCAGCAAGGAAGUCAGUUCAGAGCUGACCAAAUUUGGACAGGAAGCCUCCAAUAGUACUAUAAAUUUCGGACAUGAACUCUCCCAGGAAGCCGAAAGUGCUCUUAGUCAAGAAAUAAGUUCUUCACAAAAACAAGCCUCUACUUCCUUUGCUGUAACAACGACAUCAGCCACUGGCAAAACUGUUACCAAGGACACAACAGGAACAGCAGUCACCUGUGCUUGUGUAUGUAGUGAUGGAAGUGCCUCCCAAGUAUCCGGAAACGUCUCCAAGGCAGCUGAUAAAAUUGCUAGUGCUGCUGCCAAUGCUGCCAGUAAUGUAGCAGGAUCAGCUGCCAACGCUGCUCAUGAUGUAGCCAGUGCUGCUGGAAAUGUUGCUAGUUCCGUUGCAAAUGCUGCAGGCAACGUUGCAGGAUCUGCUGCCAAUGCUGCAGGAAGUAUCGCAGGAUCAGCUGCCAAUGCUGCUCAUAAUGUUGCUAGUGCUGCUGGAAAUGUUGCUAGUUCCGCUGCCAAUGCUGCCAGUAAUGUAGCAGGAUCAGCUGCCAGCGCUGCAGGAAGUAUCGCAGGAUCAGCUGCCAAUGCUGCUCAUGAUGUAGCCAGUGCCGCAGGAAAUGUUGCUAGUUCCGCUGCAAAUGCUGCAGGUAACAUAGCAGGAUCAGCUGCCAGUGCUGCUGGAAGUAUCGCAGGAUCUGCUGCCAAUGCUGCUCACGAUGUUGCUAGUGCUGCUGGAAAUGUUGCUAGUUCCGCUGCCAAUGCUGCCAGUAACGUGGCAGGAUCAGCUGUCAAUGCUGCAGGAAGUAUCGCAGGAUCAGCUGCCAACGCGGCUCAUGAUGUUGCUAGUGCUGCUGGAAAUGUUGCUAGUUCCGCUGCAAAUGCUGCAGGUAACGUAGCAGGAUCAGCUGCCAGUGCUGCUGGAAGUAUUGCAGGAUCUGCUGCCAAUGCUGCUGGAAGUAUCGCAGGAUCUGCUGCCAAUGCUGCAGGAAAUAUAGCUAGUGGCGUAGACAGUGCUGCUCAUGAUGUCGCAGGUGCGGCUGGAACCCUCGCUCACGAUGCUGCUAGUGCUGCAGGAACCAUCGGACAUGAUGUUGCUAGCUCGGCCUCAAAUGUUGCUAGUUCUGCUGCCAAUACCGCCGGCAAUGUUGCUGGGGAUAUUGGCAAUGCUCUCGGCAAUAUCCUUGGAGGUGUUGCCAAUGCUGGUGGUAAUAUCGCCGGAUCUGCAGCCAAUGCUGCUGGUAAUAUUGCUGGAGAUGCGGCUAAUGCUGCUGGUGAUGUUGCUCAUGCCGCUGGAAAUGCUGCUGGUGAUGUUGCUCAUGCCGCUGGAAAUAUUGCUGGUGAUGCUGCCAAUGCUGCCCAAAACAUUGUACACUCAAUUACUAACUUGUUUUAAAAUGAAUCCGAUAUCGAUCACUUUUUAAAAUAUUUAAUCAAAUAAAAAGCCAGCAA
This is a messenger RNA of Drosophila serrata, 1655 nucleotides long. RefSeq lists its product as uncharacterized. The record is from RefSeq and is a predicted model, not a curated record. Lineage: Eukaryota; Metazoa; Arthropoda; Insecta; Diptera; Drosophilidae.